Messenger RNA from Sinocyclocheilus grahami, 1730 nucleotides. RefSeq names its product EGF-like-domain, multiple 6 (gene egfl6). The transcript has 15 exons. The coding region runs from base 100 to 1722 and encodes 540 amino acids. Gene Ontology annotation, molecular function: calcium ion binding. Lineage: Eukaryota; Metazoa; Chordata; Actinopteri; Cypriniformes; Cyprinidae. The record is from RefSeq and is a predicted model, not a curated record. Gene Ontology annotation, cellular component: membrane.
GAGAGGACAGACGCUGCAGACUUUAUCCUGCAAUCACACUAGGAAACGCAAACAGAAGAGGAAAGGACGGCACAGAAAUAAACAGCAUUGCUUUAAAACAUGAAACAUUUGACGUGGAUCAGCACUCUGUCAUUCCUGCUUUAUUUCUCCUCAGGAUCUGCAGAUUACAGGGAAAAGCGUCAGAUCCCAGCGAGGAGUUUGGCAGGCGUUUGUCGAUACGGCAGCAGACUGGAGUGCUGUUAUGGAUGGAAGAAAAACCGCAAAGGACACUGUGAAGCUCAGUGUGACCUGGGCUGCAAACACGGCGAGUGUGUCGGCCCCAACAAAUGCAAGUGCUUCCCCGGAUACACCGGAAAGACAUGUAGUCAAGAUCUGAAUGAGUGCGGUCUAAAGCCUCGGCCCUGUGAACAUCGCUGUAUGAACACAUUUGGAAGCUAUAUGUGCUACUGCUUAAACGGAUACAUGCUGAUGUCUGAUGGCUCCUGUACAAACUCUAGGACGUGUUCUCUGGCUCACUGUCAGUACGGCUGUGGGGAGGUGCAGGGUGAGGUCCGCUGUCUCUGUCCGUCUCCUGGCCUGCAGCUGGGAUUUGAUGGGAAGACCUGUGAGGACAUUGAUGAAUGUGCAACCGGGAAAAUCCAGUGUCCGUUUAACCGUCAGUGCACCAACACAUUUGGAAGCUACUACUGCAAGUGUCAGACGGGUUAUGAUCUCAAAUACGUCAAUGGGAAAUAUGACUGCGUUGAUAUAAAUGAAUGUGUGUCCAACACACAUAAGUGCAGUCAUCACGCUGAGUGCAUCAACACACAUGGAUCCUACAAGUGUAAAUGCAAGCAGGGUUUCCGUGGCAGUGGAUUUGAUUGUUCAGUCAAGCCUUUUUAUCACAGAUCCUGGGAAGGUGAGAAAGGAAAUGCGCAAGUGUUUCUCAACGCUAUUCCUGAUUUCCCCUCCAAAACUCGCAUUUUGGGAGGAAAGUUUGACAACACCAUCCCCGAGCCUGUGGUGACCGGAUCUCCACGACUCCACCUGCAGCCCUUCGACUACGACGGCGAGGUCUACAUCGGCCCUCCGGAGCAGAAACCUGUGUUUCCAGAGGAGGAGAAGUUUUAUGAAGAGGAAGAGGAGGAAAUCAUCUUUGAGGCCGAGCGUGGGAGGUCAGUAAGCGGAGAGAUCGGUCUGGAUCACGUGCUUCUGAUCUCAGGACCCUGUAGAUAUCAGUCGAUAUCUGAGAUCCAGGCAGCGCCGCUGAAGGAAAGAUUCCUGACGGACUGUGACUUUGAUCGCGGUGCGUGUGAAUGGGUGCAGGAUAAUGAAGAUGAUCUGGACUGGACCAUCAAAUAUCAUGAAAACGGAAGGGAAUAUUACUUGGCUCUCGACGGUCCUGUGGGGAACAGGAAGGAGCAGGCGCGGAUGAAGCUGCUGCUGGAUGAUUACAUGCGUCAGAGCAGCUUCUGUCUGAAAUUUGAUUAUCGCAUUCAGGGUCAGAACAUGAGCGUCUUACGAGUGAUGCUGGACAACAGCGCCGUCGCCAUCUGGGAGAGAAGAAACCCUCUCAACCGCAGCUGGCGGUCAGAGCAGAUCACCAUCACCUGGACAGAAAACACUCCGGAGGCCAUCAUCUUUGAGGCCGAGCGUGGGAGGUCAGUAAGCGGAGAGAUCGGUCUGGAUCACGUGCUUCUGAUCUCAGGACCCUGUUCGGAUGAUAAAUCCGACAUCUUUUAGUGGCGACA